This is a messenger RNA of Brassica rapa (field mustard), 633 nucleotides long. RefSeq lists its product as uncharacterized. NCBI's taxonomy places the organism in Eukaryota, Viridiplantae, Streptophyta, Magnoliopsida, Brassicales, Brassicaceae. The record is from RefSeq and is a predicted model, not a curated record.
AUGGACUCUAGGGGAGAGCUCACAAAGGAUAGAGGUCUACGAGAUAGAUUCAAGAAGUUUAAAAUCUUGAAUCCGAUAAUGAGAGCUAGGAUUCUUAGAAGAGGCAUGUGGAACAUUGCGAACAUCCUUUUGGUGGUCACAAAAUGGACUCCUGAAGAACUAAAGGAGAAGUCGGAAGUCAAGUCUAUUCCCUUAUGGGUUCAUCUUAAAAAUGUUCCCAUGAACAUGUUUUCUUGGCAAGGAUUGAGCUUUAUCACGAGUUCAGUGGAGCAUCCAGUAAGACUUCAUCCUGAUACUGCCUCUUGUUCUAACUUUGAGGUUGCCAAGAUAUUUGUGAAUGCUGAUUUAUCUCAGGAAUUGCCCACCAAGAUAAAUUUCACAAAAAACGGCAAAUCAUCUUUAGUGGAGUUUGAUUAUCCAUGGCUUCCUUUACGAUGUCAUACCUGUAAAAAAUGGGGGCAUGCUGAGAAAUCUUGUGUUAUGAAUAAGAAAGAUGGAGUUGGAUUGGCUGAUCAGCUUAAGGGGGGUUUGACACAGAAAACGAAUGCGAAGGAGAAGAAGACUAGGGAGGAAACUGUCGAGAAAAUAGAUUCAGAAAUGGAAGAAGGUCAGAUAGAAGAGGGUUGGUCUUGA